CGGCCCCCGCUCCGCGACGGCGUCGCCCGGGCUCCCGGCAACUGGCCGCAAGGGCUUCGCUCACCCUCCGGAGCAGCCCGCCCGCGAGGAAAGGAGAGCCGGGCGGGAGGCAGAGAGCAGACUCCGCAUUUCCAAGAGGCCAGAAAGAGAGGAAGGAAGGAAAAAAAUAACCCGAGCGGCGCAGAGUGGACUCUGGUCCCGGGGAGCACGGCCGGGCGCCGGAACGUGGACCGAGCAGCACCGGAAUGCAAACAAAGCUCGCGGGCGCCGGCGCGGGGCUCGCGGGGAAGCCCGGAAAGUUUGUUUCGUGAUGGCUUGAGUGCGCGGGAGCGUGCGGGCGCGGGGCUGCGAGCGGCUCUCCCGCGGCGCUGUUCGGCGGGGCGACGGCUCUCCUAUGAACCAGCGGGGGCUCGGGGGCUGUGCUGUGGGGGGCACCUGUCUCUCAUUUUAUUAUUUUCAUUUGGGGGGGAGGAGGGGGGAGACUCGUCAUGUCGAAAGUGAUCCAGAAGAAGAACCACUGGACUAGCAGGGUUCACGAAUGCACCGUGAAGCGGGGACCCCAGGGUGAGCUGGGGGUGACGGUGCUGGGAGGCGCGGAGAACGGGGAGUUUCCGUACGUCGGAGCGGUGGCGGCGGAGCUCCCCGGCGGCGGCGAGGGCCCGCGGCUGGGCGCAGGCGAGCUGCUCCUGGAGGUGCAGGGGGUCCGGGUGUCCGGCUUGCCCCGCUACGACGUGCUGGGCGUCAUCGACAGCUGCAAGGAGGCCGUCACCUUCAAAGCCGUCAGACAAGGAGGAAAGCUGAACAAGGACCUGCGACACUUUCUCAGCCAGCGGUUCCAGAAGGGCUCCCCUGACCACGAGCUGCAGCAGACCAUCAGGGACAACCUUUACCGCCAUGCUGUGCCUUGCACGACCCGCUCUCCGAGGGAGGGAGAGGUGCCCGGCGUGGACUACAGCUUCCUGACCGUGCAGGAGUUCUUGGACCUCGAGCAGAGCGGGACCCUCCUGGAAGUGGGCACCUAUGAAGGAAACUAUUAUGGGACACCCAAACCUCCGAGCCAGCCAGUCAGUGGGAAAGUGAUCACGACGGAUGCCUUGCAAAGCCUGCAGUCCGGCUCCAAGCAGUCGACCCCAAAGCGCACGAAGUCCUACAAUGACAUGCAAAAUGCUGGCAUAGUCCUUGCAGAGCAUGAGGAGGGGGAGGAUGUUCCUGAAAUGAACAGUAGCUUCACAGCCGACUCCGGUGACCAAGAAGAGCACGCUGUCCAGGAAGCGGCGCUGCCGCCGGGGAACAGUAGCCGCGUCGCUGCUCCCAUCACGGACCCUUCUCAGAAGUUCCCUCAGUACCUACCUCUUUCUGCAGAGGAUAAUCUAGGUCCUCUACCUGAAAACUGGGAGAUGGCCUAUACCGAGAAUGGCGAAGUCUAUUUUAUAGACCAUAACACAAAAACAACGUCUUGGUUAGACCCUCGGUGCCUGAACAAGCAGCAGAAGCCUCUGGAGGAGUGUGAAGAUGAUGAAGGGGUCCACACCGAGGAGCUGGACAGCGAACUAGAACUGCCUGCCGGUUGGGAGAAGAUUGAAGACCCCGUCUAUGGUAUCUACUAUGUAGACCACAUCAACAGGAAGACACAAUACGAGAACCCAGUUCUAGAAGCGAAACGGAAGAAGCAGAUUGAGCAGCAGCCACAGCCGCAGUCCCAGCAGCCGUCAGAAGAAUGGACAGAAGACCGGCCCUCGCUCGUGCCUCCUGUUGUUCCCAGCCACCCCCCAAGCAAUCCGGAGCCGCCCAGAGACGCUCCCCUUCAGGGCAAACCCUUUUUCACACGAAACCCUUCUGAACUGAAAGGCAAGUUCAUUCACACAAAGCUGCGGAAGAGCAGUCGCGGCUUUGGCUUCACGGUCGUUGGAGGCGAUGAACCUGACGAGUUUCUGCAGAUCAAGAGCUUGGUCCUAGAUGGUCCCGCUGCAUUGGACGGCAAGAUGGAAACAGGAGAUGUAAUUGUCAGUGUGAACGACACCUGUGUUUUGGGACACACACAUGCACAAGUUGUGAAGAUCUUCCAGUCCAUCCCCAUUGGUGCCAGCGUGGACCUUGAACUCUGCCGAGGUUAUCCAUUGCCUUUCGACCCAGAUGACCCCAAUACGAGUUUAGUGACCUCGGUGGCCAUUUUGGAUAAAGAACCAAUUAUUGUGAAUGGGCAAGAGACCUAUGAUUCGCCAGCUAGUCACAGCAGUAAAACAGGCAAAGUCAAUGGCAUGAAGGAUGCCAGGCCAAGCAGCCCAGCCGACGUGGCUUCAAACGGUUCCCAUGGUUACCCCAAUGACACUGUCUCUCUGGCUUCUUCCAUAGCCACUCAGCCCGAACUCAUAACUGUUCAUAUAGUCAAAGGACCAGUGGGCUUCGGUUUCACUAUCGCAGACAGUCCUGGAGGGGGCGGCCAGAGAGUGAAACAGAUUGUGGACAGCCCCAGGUGCCGAGGCCUGAAAGAGGGGGACCUGAUCGUGGAAGUAAACAAGAGGAGUGUGCAGGCCCUGACGCACAACCAAGUCGUGGACAUGCUGAUCGAGUGUCCGAAGGGGAGUGAGGUCACGUUGCUGGUGCAGCGGGGAGGGCUGCCAGUUCCCAAGAAGAGCCCAAAGUCGCAACCACUGGAAAGAAAGGACAGCCAGAGCAGCUCCCAGCACAGCGUUUCCAGCCACCGAAGCCUGCACACGGCGUCCCCCAGCCACAGCGCACAGGUGCUCCCCGAGUACCCACCUGCAGAGGCCCCCGCUGCAGAUCAGGCCGACAGCUCUGGGCAGAAAAAACCAGAUCCUUUUAAAAUCUGGGCCCAGUCCAGGAGCAUGUAUGAAAGCCGACCUAUGUCACCUUCGCCUGCAUCGGGACUGAGCAAGGGGGAAAGAGAGAGAGAAAGCAAUUCCACGAGUUUUGGAGAAUGUCAGAUUCCAGAUUACCAAGAACAGGACAUCUUUCUCUGGAGAAAAGAGACUGGAUUUGGAUUUAGGAUUCUGGGUGGAAAUGAACCAGGGGAACCUAUUUAUAUCGGUCACAUCGUGCCACUGGGUGCUGCUGACACCGAUGGCCGCCUGAGGUCUGGGGACGAGUUAAUCUGUGUGGACGGGACGCCGGUCAUUGGGAAAUCGCACCAGCUUGUGGUGCAGCUUAUGCAGCAAGCGGCCAAGCAGGGCCAUGUCAACCUCACCGUGCGGCGGAAAGUGGUGUUUUCAGUUAACCUUCUCUUUCCCUUUUCAACCCUUUUUCUCCUCCCUGUACUAUAUUCCCACGUAACUUUAAAAAAAUUAAAACUCAAUAUCAAAGCAGGCAAUGCAUGUGUGGCUAUGCCUCACAAAAUAGGUCGGAUUAUUGAGGGGAGCCCUGCUGACCGAUGUGGCAAGCUGAAAGUAGGAGACCGGAUCUUGGCAGUAAAUGGAUGUUCCAUCACCAACAAGUCCCAUUCAGACAUUGUCAACCUAAUCAAGGAAGCGGGAAACACAGUUACCCUCCGCAUCAUUCCCGGGGAUGAGUCCUCGAACGCCACCUUGCUGACCAACGCCGAGAAGAUCGCCACCAUCACCACCACACACGCCCCUUCCCAGCAGGGGGCCCAGGAGGCCAGGAACACCACCAAACCAAAGCCAGAAUCGCAGUUUGAGUUCAAAGCACCCCCGGCCACACAGGAGCAGGAUUUUUACACUGUGGAACUGGAAAGAGGAGCCAAGGGAUUUGGCUUUAGUCUUCGAGGGGGCCGAGAGUACAACAUGGACCUCUAUGUUCUGCGCUUAGCAGAGGAUGGUCCUGCCGAAAGGUGUGGAAAGAUGAGGAUCGGUGAUGAAAUUUUAGAGAUCAAUGGUGAAACCACCAAAAACAUGAAGCAUUCUCGGGCUAUAGAACUGAUUAAGAAUGGUGGCCGCAGAGUGCGUCUGUCUCUGAAGCGGGGAGACGGCUCAGUACCAGAAUAUGGUGGGUCAAACUAUGAAAACAUUCCUUCCUUCCCUGGCAUGACUCCAUGACUCUGUCUCCAGAGCUGCAGCAGGAAAGUCUUUUGUUUCCCCUCUUCACCAGUGUCUUACCAGCCUUUCGCACCAUGUGAUUAUUUGCCUCGCUUGUUCUGAAAUCUACACAUUCCAUCCUUUUGCUUGCUUACGUGGACUGGGGCAUGGCCUAAGACAAGAUCUUUAUAGCCCCCUUUCUGAUAAUCAGAGAAAACAUUUUGUCUAGUCCGACCAAGAGCGAAGGAAUGAUUGUUUGAACUGUGCCAAACUGUUUCUCAGAUCCAAUUGUUAGCACAAAAUGACUAUACUUUUAAGAAGCAGGAAAGCAGGUUUCCUGAAUGAUACGUUGAGGCACAAAUCUUUUUUUUUUCUUUUGUGGUUACUGGAUGUCUUACUUAUGAGACAUGAAAUUUUGAGAUGAUUUGGGAGCCUUGCUCACCUCCUUUAUGCUCCGUAUACAACACUUCUGCGUCCCCCCUCCGGUCCCUGCCCCAAAUCAGACUACCUGAGCCCACUACUAUAAAACAGACAAAACUGGUGAUAUGUUAGCCAUACGUUUUUAAAUGAUAAAGGAUGGAAUAGAUUCCCAGUGCUCAUCAUGAGGGAAACACGUGACUAUACCUUUCCUAUGGGGAAAGCCAGAUUAUGCAUAGAGUUCUUUUGUCAUAUCUAUAGACAUGAUUUGACUGAACAGCAGUGAUCUUUACAUAGCUUAGAGUCCUCAUGGCAAAAUAUUGUAUAUUAUAAUAAUUAUGUCCUAUUUAUUUGAGAUUGUUUAAAAUUAAAAAA
Miniopterus natalensis is the source of this 4784-nucleotide messenger RNA. The record is from RefSeq and is a predicted model, not a curated record. Lineage: Eukaryota; Metazoa; Chordata; Mammalia; Chiroptera; Miniopteridae.